Molecule: messenger RNA, 2357 nt
Organism: Macadamia integrifolia
Lineage: Eukaryota; Viridiplantae; Streptophyta; Magnoliopsida; Proteales; Proteaceae
Exons: 1
Coding region: 871-1626 (251 amino acids)
Molecular function (GO): heme binding; iron ion binding; monooxygenase activity
Source: RefSeq, a predicted model, not a curated record
CACCCCAACCCCAACCCCAACCCCAACCCCAACCCCAAAAACACCCACUCUGGUGCAAACAUAGUUUUACUGGCAAUUUUGUGUAGACAAUUAGCUUUCCUGGUUUGUUGGAUUUCUGCUAUCCAUGGCCUUGUGACUUUAGCCUCCAAGUUCAUCAUUUGAUGGGAUGGGUAACUAGCCCACCUCUCAGUGGAGCAGUGAAGCAUUUUGAUUACGGUGUGAAGUGGUGAAAACCCCUUAUGGCUGGUCUAAUUACAGAUCAAUGCUGGAGCACCUUAUUUAUAGACCUGAAAACUCUCAAUUUUUUGCUUUACUUGUAACUUAUUUGCCUUGCUGCCUUUUUUUUUUUUUUUUUCCUGUCUCUUCGGCACAUAACCUGCAGCUGUAGUUUCUGCCCCCAGGGAGUGGUCUAGCAGAUUUUAUUAAGAAGGCUGAGGAAAUGCUGCACAAAUAUAUAGUUGUGCUUUUCCAUUAUACAUUUUCACAUUUAAGUAUGUUCAUAAAAUCUAUGAAAAUUCCUAGCCUCAUAACUUCAAAUACAUACAAUCACUAGACAAAUCUAGCCAUCCUAUAAUGCAUACACAUGUCAAAAUUGAGUUAAGGGUUUCUUAGGUUAGCUUCUCUGGCUUAUAUUGUUCUAAAUACUAAGAGAAGGUUGAAUUAGAAGAUUUGGUAAUUUUACUCGGUAAUUUUUCUUUGGUUAAUUUACAAUGCCACCCCCUGGAGAAUGCCACAAUUAUAAGACCACCCCCUCUGUUUCACCAAAUUAGACUUGGAUCCCCUACCGUCAGUUACUGUUAAGGAAUAUACCAUAUAUGCUGAUGUCAGCAAUUAUAUUUUAUUUUAAAUACCAAAGUGCCCUGAUUAAAUAUGAAGUACCUAAAAUACCCAUCUCUUCCCGUCUUAGGUCGCCGGCAAGAAGAAGUAUCCGCCAAGCUAACGUUCUUUCAUGGGCUCGUCAUCUUGCUCACGGUGGGAAAUUGUUGGACCUUAUCUAUCCAUCCAUUCAGUCUCUGGACAGAGUUCAAGGGUGGGUUUCUCUGCAUCAAAGUUGCGCUUCCUUGCUUGCAACGCUCGCCUGCGCAUCGACCCUCCAUGAAAGAAGUGGUGGCGAUGCUUUCUGGUGAGUCUGAGCCUCCUCACCUACCUAUUGAAUUCUCCCCUUCACCACCCUUUAAUUUCCCAUACAAGUCCCAGAAGAAGGCUCAAGUAAUUAACUGGUGUACCACUAUCGCCACUAAUUUCACCUCCGGUGGCCAUGGCGUCCUUGCCGCCGACAUGCGCCUGGGUGGGUACACCACCACACCUUCUCCUUUGUUCCUAUUGCUGAUCACUAUUCCACUUUCACUCGCCAUGUACGGGUUCGACCCUCAAAGCAUUCGACUUAGGUGCUCCAAACUCAUCCCCAAAGUAAACCAGUUCGUGAACAGGAUCAUUGCCGAGCAUAGAGCUCAAUCUAGAACUACUGAUACAGAGAGAGCCGCCACAGACUUCGUCGACGUUUUACUUUCUCUUCAAGGACCUGAUAAGUUAUCAGAACCCGACAUGAUUGCCGUCCUCUGGGUAAGCAGUUCCUCACUUCUGUUUCGUUUGUUGAUUUGUUUAAUCCCUUUCAAAUACUUCUAAUUUAUAAAAAUGAAAACCACAUAAAAUUUAGAAAAGGAAGAAGACGCCAAAGAAAGAAGCGGAUUUGGAUGUCCAUACUAGUUUUUUUGUGGGCUUUGCACGCAGAAUGGGAUUCAAAACCUCCUUGAACUCUGAAAGUCUUCGUUUCAAUAGUAAUUAAAUGCCUUCUUUAUGUUUUUGUGUUAUGGGAGAUGAUAUUUAGGGAACGGAUAUGGUGGAUACUAGCGGGGAUGGUACUCCAUCCUGAAAUCCAAUCAAAAGUCCAUGAAGAGCUCGACAGAGUAGUAGGGAAGUCCUGACCGGUGACGGAAGAGGAUACCCAAUCUAUGCUACUUAAAUAUUGCUGAAGAGAGAAGGAGAUAAGGAGAAUGAAAUGGUAAAAUGGUAAAGUGGGGUAUUUUUGAAAUAGAAAAAUGAGUAACUUAUCAGUGUUUUACUCAUAAAGUCAAAAACGUCAUUUCGUAGCAUUCCUUAACAGUGACUGACAGUAAGGGGCCUGAGUCUAAUUUGGUGAAACAGAGGGGGUGGUCUUAUAAUUGUGGCAUUCUCUAGGGGGUGGCACUGUAAAUUACCCUUUUUCUUUUAAGUUCCCCAGGUCUAAAGUUAGCGACAUUUAUGCAUGGAUAUUGUAUAUCUUGCUAUUGAACUGGAACAACAAUUGCUUUGAUUUUGCAUGCAGGCAUCGAUGGUUGGCCACAAGUAUGGUGUCCUUAGGUGGAGCAAAACUGGGA